AAUUAAAACUACAAGUACCAUAAGGCGUCUGUACAAUUGUAGUUCUCAAAAACUGGACUACAAUUAUCCUAAGACUAAUGAAACCUUGUGCCUCAUCAUCUAAACUGACGAGGAGGUAAGACAGCAGUAACAACACUCACGUUGGCUUUCAUAAUGUUUGCAAUAUAGUAUCAUGUACUGAUAUUUAGUAACAUUUAUUUACAGUGUAUUUAUUUAUCAUACUGUUAAGGCGGUUAUCGGUAGCAUACCAGUUCCUUCAGCAGCACAUUAACGUUGCUUGAAAUUUUGUUGGGGAUAGGAUUGUCGAUUGUUGGAUAUCUGUCUCGGUGGAUGAGGUCUUGUUUCCGUCGCUCCUGUGUAGCUGCUGUGCGAGAUAGUACUCACUCUAAACUGUAAUGAACUGCUACCUCAACCGAAGCGUUUACAAAAGCAAUAAAUGAUGUAGCUUUACUGAAUUAUAGAGGUGUACAAAGUGUUCGGAUUAAUUUGGUAAACACUGUUCUGGAGUUUUGCAGAAAACAGCAGCAUUAGUCUGCUUUUACAGCUUACAGUUUUAAGGAUUUUUUUUUAUUUUCGUUUAUUUGGCACAUGUCCCUCAGGUUAUAUUUACUAGGACCGCUUUAUUUUAGGUUAGUCUGAUCCGGCAUUAACGUCCCAGACUGCCUGUUUUCAUCAAAUGACCAUACAGUGACACUGCCAUCUUGUCCCGUGUUUGACGAAGGAAUACAUUUAUUAUUGAGAUUCGUGAAAUUCGUGGUAGCAACGGCUUCUCAUACACAAUCCUACACUGGAUUACUUGUAUCAGUUUUACAGAAGCUGCCGGCUUUGAUCGUGACGAAUGCCUGACAUAUUGCGACAUGGUUUUAAUGAAAAGGAGUAUUCUGCUGACUUUUUGCAUUGCUACCCGUUACCCGUAAGAUCUAACUGGUGUGUGGAAAAAGUUGAAUUUGUCUUGACAGUACAGCGUCUAUUUUAGAGAAGGAUUGAAAACCUUAGCAUUUCAUUUUUAGUGAAGAACUACAUUCUCUGUGACGCUGUCUGACAGAAAACGGUCAACAUCUGACUUUGGUCCUGUCUUGGCUUGUUCUUAAUGUAUUUCAGAUCCCUUCUCCCGACAAAAGAGCAGUAAUAAAUAUGCACAAAACAACGAAAGGACUGUUUUUUUCUCAAUACCUUUAUUUAACAGCAAUGCAAAUGCUGCUUAACACUGUGAACGGUGUCCCGUUUUUUGCAUGUGAAGUUACAAUCUCAGGAUGAAAUAAUUAAUGAAUAUUCACCAGCAGAAAUACUUAGAGGUUCUUUGGAGAUUGUAAUGCUUUACCAGCAGCACAAUAUCUUUUGUUCUUUUUGCUAUAUACAGAGCAUUCUUUGUGAAUCAGACAUUAUUAUUAUUAUCAUAAUUUAUUCAGUGUCAAGAGAUGUGAGGUGAAAAUUCUGAAAUUAUUCUGCUAUUUCCCUUGUGGGGGCGGCAUGGUGGUGCAGUGGUUAGCACUGUUGCCUCACACCUCUGGGACCUGGGUUCGAGUCUCCGCCUGGGUCACGUGUGUGGAGUUUGCAUGUUCUCCCCAUGUUGUCGUGGGGUUUCCUCUGGGUACUCUGGUUUCCCCCCCACAGUCGAAAAACAUGCUAAGGCUAAUUGGAGUUACUAAAUUGCCCAUAGGUGUGCACGUGUGAGUGAAUGGUGUGUGAAUGUGCCCUGUGAUGGGCUGCCCAUUGCUUUCGGGAUUGCUCCAGAGCCCCCACAACCCAGUAGGAUAAGCGGUUUGGAAAAUGGAUGGAUUUCCCUUGUGUUCAUGUGUUUAAAAGUUUGUACAUGUGUCAGAUUAAUGGGAGGGAUCACAGAUGUGGACAGAAGUCUGGCUUGUCCUGAAUGCUUCUCGUACACAAUGUACUCAGGUUUAAUGAACAAGUUGUGCCUCCGUGUAUUUUAUUAUUGCUGUGGAAAACUUAAUAUCAGCAUGAGAGCAGCCCGAGGGUUGUACAGGUUGGAUUAAAUGUACAUAUUAUUGGCAAAAUAACAACUUCAUGACUUCUAGGAUGGAAGACACAUCUUUUUAGAGUAAUAACCUUUUUAGUUUUUACGUUAAGUGUAAACCUCAUCUUGGUCACACACCUAAUGGCUGGUCCAGCUUUCACUACAGCCUGUUAAUGUGCGGUGCACCUCAUGGGUAAUCCGCACGACCCAUGGUGAAAAGUUGAAGGGUAGGUUAGGGUUCUUGGUCAUAACUACACAAUGUUAUAUUUUUACAGAAUUCAGACCCCCCUCCCCCUUUUUUUUCUUUGCCAAUAUGUUGUCCUUGUUUUAAAACUUCAGAAGUAAUGAAGAGGAGAGCUUGUCAUUCUAUACAGGGACAGACCUGUGCAAUCUGUCUGCAUUGAUGAGCUCCAGCAGGUUUUCCCUAACUCUUUAUGUCAGUAAUUCCCACCACAGUGAUACAGGGUGACCUUGGGACUCUCACACCCCCCCCCCCCCCCCCCACCACCAACCCUCAGUUUCCUAUGUAUUAUAAAGGAAACUGGAUUUCUGAUCUCUUCAGAUGAUGCUCACUUCCUGGUACACUGUAAAUCUCUCUGUUACACACACCAUAAUAAAAUUUUAUUUGGUCCAAUUCCAAGCCUCUUGAUUCCUCCACUGCAACAACGCCUGGAAAUCCCUAUGGAAACAAGCUGACAAUUUAGGCAGGCAGACCAGUGACCACUCAGAAGCAGCCCUUUGGCUCUGAGAUAUGGAGGCAAUGACAAACUUCCUCACACUGAUUGCCACGGAGGCCGGGGGUUUGCCGGUGACCUUGGCUCUUCUUCUGGUCUUGCUGGCUCUCCUCUACUCGUACUCCACCUAUCCCUACACCAUCCUUGCAAGGUGUGGCAUCUCCUACCCCUAACCCUUACCAUUCUAUGUAAAUAUGUUCCAAUUUCGGCAGGGCUUCUGGGACUUCCACAAAGACCUGAUAAAGCAGCAUGGCAGAGUGUGCGGGCAUUAUUUAAUCCAGAAACCAAACAUAGUGAUUGCUGACCCUGAAAUGCUCAGGAAGAUCAUGGUGAAGGACUUCAGCAGCUUUCCCAACCGGACGGAGAACAAAGCUGCCACCAAGCCGUUGAGUGAUUGCCUGCUAAUGCUGAGGGAUGAGUGCUGGAAGUGAUUGCGGUGCAUCCUCACGCCAUCCUUCAGCUCUGCCAAGCUCAAAGAGAUGGUCCCUCUGAUCAACAAAGCCACAGGAACUCUAUUGACCAACCUGAAGACCCAUGCUGAUUCAGGGCUGAGCUUUGAUAUACACAGCUAUCAAGCAUUUAGGCUGCAAAGCUAUGGUAAAAGCAUCCAUCUACGCAUCCAUCCUGCUUAUCCAGCUGUGCAGUCAUUUGUUUCACUGAUCCCCCACUUCUUCCUCCCGCCUGCCGUCACUUUCCUGUUCCUCAUUGCUCCUCUAGCACAGUUCCUGCCUAACAAGUCGAGGGACGAGAUGAACAGUUUCUUCAUCGGGUGCAUCAAAGCGAUGAUCAAGCAGAGAGACAAACUGCCUGCCACUCAGCGUUGCUGUGACUUUCUCCAGCUGAUGCUAGACAUGAGGAGUGAACGAGAGUAUGUCUUGCUGGAUCGGUUCGACCUGGUAAGUCAUGCUGAUGAGAGCACCGUCGCAGACCGGGAGGAGGCGGCAGGUGAGGCUCCACGGCAAGUGCAGAGGAGGGUGCUGACGGAGGGUGAGAUUGUGGGCCAGGUCUUCAUCUUCCUGCUGGCCGGAUAUGAGACCAGCAGCAGCACGCUGGCCUUCAUCUGCUACUUACUGGCCAUCCACCCCGAGUGCCAGCGGAGAGUGCAGGAGGAGGUGGGCAGUUUCUUCUCCCGACACGUGGUGCCAGACUAUCACAAUGUCCAGGAGCUGAAGUACCUGGAAAUGGUCAUAUCAGAGGCUCUCUGCCUGUACCCUCCAGCAUUCAGGUUUAACCACGAGGUGAAGCAUGACUGUAUGGUAGAUAGCGUGCAGCUCCCCAGGGGUGUUGCACUGGAUAUCCCUGUUGGCUUUCUGCAUCACCACCCCGAGUACUGACCCGACCCAGAGGAGUUUAUUCCAGAGAGGUUUACUGCUGAAACCAGGGCCACUCGGCACCCCUUUGUAUACCUGCCAUUUGGCGCUGGGCAAAGGAGCUGUGUGGGGGCACAUCUGGCCAUGCUGGAGAUCCGUCUGGCUCUAGUGCACAUCUUUAGAAAAUUCACCUUACUAGCCUGCAAGGAGACUAAGGUGUGUGUCCUCCAUGGCUGUCACUGGAUGGAGGUUCAGACAGAGGCUGAAUACUGA
Molecule: messenger RNA, 4292 nt
Organism: Brienomyrus brachyistius
Lineage: Eukaryota; Metazoa; Chordata; Actinopteri; Osteoglossiformes; Mormyridae
Gene: tbxas1
Product: thromboxane A synthase 1 (platelet)
Molecular function (GO): iron ion binding; steroid hydroxylase activity; oxidoreductase activity, acting on paired donors, with incorporation or reduction of molecular oxygen
Source: RefSeq, a predicted model, not a curated record